Tyto alba (common barn owl) is the source of this 3412-nucleotide messenger RNA. It is a transcript of the gene RAB33B, whose product is annotated as RAB33B, member RAS oncogene family. Lineage: Eukaryota; Metazoa; Chordata; Aves; Strigiformes; Tytonidae. The record is from RefSeq and is a predicted model, not a curated record. Gene Ontology annotation, molecular function: GTPase activity; GTP binding. Gene Ontology annotation, biological process: Rab protein signal transduction. The transcript is spliced from 2 exons. Bases 214 to 900 code for a protein of 228 amino acids. Gene Ontology annotation, cellular component: Golgi apparatus; endosome.
GCCGUGCCGUAACGGCGCGCGCGCGGUGCGGGCUGGCCGGUGGCUGCGCUCGGGGCGGCGGUUAACGGGCCGCCGGGCGCGCGCCCGCCCGCCGCGCGGCAGGGGAGGGGAGGAGGAGAAAAAGGAGGAAGAAAAUAGUAAGAGCGGCCCGGUCGCGUCCCCGUCCCUCAGGGUAGGUCGGCUGGCGGCCCCCCCCCCCCCCGCCCCGCCGCGAUGAUGGCGGCCGACCUGGAGUCCUCGCUGGAGCUGAGCCUGACGGGCAGCGGCGCGCUCCCCGGCGGGCUGCCCCCCGCGCGCUCCCGCAUCUUCAAGAUCAUCGUCAUCGGGGACUCCAACGUGGGGAAGACGUGCCUCACCUACCGCUUCUGCGCCGGCCGCUUCCCCCAGCGCACCGAGGCCACCAUCGGGGUGGACUUCCGCGAGCGGGCCGUCACCAUCGACGGCGAGCGCAUCAAGAUCCAGCUAUGGGAUACGGCAGGCCAGGAGCGCUUCAGGAAGAGCAUGGUGCAGCACUAUUACAGGAAUGUACAUGCUGUUGUGUUUGUGUAUGAUAUGACAAACAUUGCCAGUUUUCACAGUCUGCCGUCCUGGAUAGAGGAAUGCAAACAACACCUUCUUGCCAGUGACAUACCACGGAUUCUUGUUGGAAAUAAAUGUGACCUGAGAAGUGCUAUUCAGGUACCUACGGACUUGGCCCAGAAGUUUGCUGAUACUCACAGUAUGCCAUUAUUUGAAACCUCUGCCAAAAACCCCAAUGACAAUGACCAUGUGGAGGCCAUAUUUAUGACACUGGCUCACAAGCUUAAGAGUCACAAGCCAUUAAUGCUUAGUCAACCCCCAGAUCGUGAUGAGAUACAUAUAAAGCCUGAACCAAAACCUGCCAUGACCUGCUGGUGUUAAAUCAUACUCUUACCAGGUAUCACCUUGUCUUGUUUGCAGAUACUUCAAAAUUAUGAUCUUGGCAAAGUUCCAGGUUCUGGUAGCAAUUAUGGCGAAUCUCUGUGGCACUUUAAUGUGUUUUCUCUCCUGGUGUAGAUGUGCCCAUCUCAUGUUCUUGCACUUUGUAAUUGUACUUUCUGAAAUACUGAAGUUUCACUAUAAAUGUAUGGGAAAGUAGACUUUCAAGUGUAGUUUUGACAAAGCAAUUCCACUUGAGCUCUUGCUGCCUGAGAUUGUUUUCAUCACUUGUGGUAGGGUUAUAAAUAGUAAGCCAGUUUACUCACAUUUUUUGUUGCUACUUGCAUUGGAAUAAUGUAGGAGAAAAAGUGUUUUGUGACAGCCAGAUCGUUUGAUUUUUGGGUCAGCAAGUGGGGAGAUUUUUGGCAUGUGAAGGAAUAUUUGGGGACUGCUAGAAAAUUGCUAAGCAAGUACCUUUUUAUUUUAAAAACAAGAGCCAACACUGUCAGAUAAAGUUUCGGCUGUCAGUGUAGGUGCAAACUGCUAGCUUUUGGCCUGUCAUUCCACUGUAAACUUGGUCAGUGUCUUCAUGGCAAUGAUAAGAGAGUUGAUAAACUUGUCCCUACCUCUAGACAAUUAUUUGAUACUUAAAGCUUCAUUAAUUUUUCAUAAUUAGCAUGGAAAACUAAACUGUACAUUCCUUCUUAUGGAUAGUACUUGUAGCACAGAAUAUGGGGUAAAUUUGGACUAUAACUGCCCAUGACUUCUCUGACCUUACUAAAACUUCAACAGGGAUUUAUAUCAAAGGACACUGUAUUUGAAUUGAGUGUCCCAGGGUACUUAACUAAAUAAAAGAUAGAGUGGAGUUGGCAAAAGCAUACUGGUUCUCAAAGACUGGAGUUUCAGAGGAUUUUAGUGAUGAUGAAUGCUUUUCAAAUACCUUGAAAAAGCUUUUUACAACCAACUUCAUAACAUAUUUUAGGGAUGGAAAUGCUUCAGACAGAAUGUUAGGAAUAUGGGGUUUCCGUAAAAUACUUCUGAAUACAAAAUAAAUUGGGUCUUGAAAUAUGGAGAAAGCCUGCCAAAUACAUCAUCUCUUACAGGUUUUUGAGCUAAAACCUGCUUGUGUAAUGUCAUGGCUGUAUGUGGGGCAUCCUUGGCAUUACUAAUGUGAGUUAGUAAUGUGUUGGGUCAGAUGAGGGAAAUUACUCCUCUAGAACCAUCUUCUUCUGUGUUCUUAUAAUUGCAACUGUUUUAUUUCAGUGCUGUCUGAAGGUCUAGUUUCGUAAUAAAAAUGGUGCUAGGUUGCAUGUAAUGGCCUAAAGCGAAAUGUAAGCCAUAGAGUGCAACCUAUGACUUCAUUCAUUUGCCAUAUCAAACAAUGUUUUGGGACUCAGUUUUUAAAGGAAUUGAAGUAAAAAUUAAGAUUUUUUUUUUUUGAUUUGCAAUGUGUAGUAUGUGAUACUGACUGGAAACUAAACAGAAUGACCAGUUCAGAAGCUGUCACCCUAGUGAUUGCCUUAGAAUCAUAUUACUGAAACAAGAUAACUAAUAUUAUUUAAACUAUUACAGUUAAUAAGAUGUAAUUCUAUUGCAAGUUAUACUGACAAAAUAAAAAUGCAUUGACUUUUUUCUAGAUUUAGAAAAAGCAUUCAAUUUGGUCUAAUACGAUUAAGAUGUUUAAAAGGAAUCUAAGCAAAAGGUAAUAUUUUCUUCCUAUAUAAAGCUGCUAUGACUGUGACAGUAAUUUUGUUUAGGAAACAUUUGUAAAAGGGAACUUUUGUAUUCACUCUGAACUUUACAUGACUAGAAUUUGGUUUACAGUGCUUUCAGAAACAAUCAGCUUUUUAACACUAGUGUCCUUAAUGAUUUUUUUUUAAGAAAAGGAUUGACCUUAAAUUUAUGUGUAUACUAUUGUAAAUAAGAAUGGUUUACAGUCCUCUUGGACAAUGUUUUUCACUCAUGCCCUUAAUCUUUUUUCUCAAAAGGAUCCAUCUUAACUAUUUGUACAAUAAGUGUGUCAGCAACCGUUCUUUUUUUUUCUUUUUUUUUUUCUUUUUUUUUUUUUUUUAAUAAGAAAAAGAAUAUAGAAUUCCAAAGUUGGUCAGUCAGGUUGGGGUUGAGGUAAGGAAUUUAUGUAGCUACAACGUUACUGUUCAAAUUUGAUACCAAACAUCUGCAAAUCUGUUAAACUUUGAGUUACAACCUGUAAAUAAGGGCCCUUGUAUAAUUAAAAUUCUGUGGAAACAAUGAUUAAGUAUGUAAUUUUGCCUUCAGCACAAAGCAUGUUUUAAUGGUUCUGCCCUAAAGGUAACGUGGUCAUUAAUGCAGGAUUCAGUAUGCUUCCUGGCUUGCAGUGGUAACGUUCGGCACAACGUUGAUGUCAGAUGUGCUGAAUACUUUGUAUAUGUAUUUUCACUUUACCAAAUUGUAAAGUUGGGUUAUUUUGUAUGUGUUGGGGGGAGGGUAAGACACAAUCCCAGAAACCUAAUAAACUGGCUUUGCCACAAACUUA